CAUCCGGCGCGGUGAGGAGCAGCCCGAGGAUGGGACGGCGCCCGCAGCUCCGGCUCGUCAAGGCCCUUCUCCUCCUGGGGCUGAACCCCGUGUCUGCCUCCCCCCAGGACCAGCAUUGUGAGAGCCUGUCCCUGGCCAGCAACUUCUCAGGACUGCAGUGCAAUGCAUCCGUGGACCUCAUCGGCACCUGCUGGCCCCAGAGCCCUGCGGGGCAGCUGGUGGUUCGACCCUGCCCUGCCUAUUUCUACGGUGUCCGCUAUAAUACCACAAACAAUGGCUACCGGGAGUGUCUGGCCAACGGAAGCUGGGCCGCCCGCGUGAACUACUCGGAAUGCCAGGAGAUCCUCAAUGAGGAGAAGAAGAGCAAGGUCCACUACCACGUUGCUGUCAUCAUCAACUACCUGGGCCACUGCAUCUCCCUGGUGGCCCUCCUGGUGGCCUUUGUCCUCUUCCUGCGGCUCAGGAGCAUCAGGUGCCUGAGAAACAUCAUCCACUGGAACCUCAUCUCGGCCUUCAUCCUACGCAACGCCACGUGGUUCGUGGUCCAGCUCACCAUGAGCCCCGAAGUCCACCAGAGCAACGUGGGCUGGUGCAGGCUGGUGACCGCCGCCUACAACUACUUCCACGUGACCAACUUCUUCUGGAUGUUCGGCGAGGGCUGCUACCUGCACACGGCCAUCGUGCUCACCUACUCCACUGACCGGCUGCGCAAGUGGAUGUUCAUCUGCAUCGGCUGGGGUGUGCCUUUCCCCAUCAUCGUGGCCUGGGCCAUCGGGAAGCUCUACUACGACAACGAGAAGUGCUGGUUUGGCAAAAGGCCUGGGGUGUACACCGACUACAUCUACCAAGGCCCCAUGAUCUUGGUCCUGCUGAUCAAUUUUAUCUUCCUUUUCAACAUCGUCCGCAUCCUCAUGACCAAGCUCCGGGCAUCCACCACGUCUGAGACCAUUCAGUACAGGAAGGCUGUGAAGGCCACUCUGGUGCUGCUCCCCCUCUUGGGCAUCACCUACAUGCUGUUCUUCGUGAACCCCGGGGAGGACGAGGUCUCCCGGGUCGUCUUCAUCUACUUCAACUCCUUCUUGGAAUCCUUCCAGGGUUUCUUCGUGUCUGUGUUCUACUGUUUCCUCAACAGCGAGGUCCGCUCUGCCAUCCGGAAGCGGUGGCGCCGGUGGCAGGACAAGCACUCCAUCCGCGCCCGUGUGGCCCGCGCCAUGUCCAUCCCCACCUCCCCCACCCGCGUCAGCUUUCACAGCAUCAAGCAGUCCACGGCAGUCUGAGCUGAGGGCCGUGGAGCGCUCACCCGAGGUCUAUGGUU
Talpa occidentalis (Iberian mole) is the source of this 1315-nucleotide messenger RNA. It is a transcript of the gene CRHR1, whose product is annotated as corticotropin releasing hormone receptor 1. Lineage: Eukaryota; Metazoa; Chordata; Mammalia; Eulipotyphla; Talpidae. The coding region runs from base 30 to 1277 and encodes 415 amino acids. Gene Ontology annotation, biological process: cell surface receptor signaling pathway; adenylate cyclase-activating G protein-coupled receptor signaling pathway. The record is from RefSeq and is a predicted model, not a curated record. The transcript is spliced from 13 exons. Gene Ontology annotation, molecular function: corticotrophin-releasing factor receptor activity; G protein-coupled peptide receptor activity; corticotropin-releasing hormone receptor activity. Gene Ontology annotation, cellular component: plasma membrane; neuron projection.